This is a messenger RNA of Myiozetetes cayanensis, 785 nucleotides long. Its product is annotated as transforming growth factor beta-1 proprotein-like. Gene Ontology annotation, biological process: SMAD protein signal transduction; BMP signaling pathway; regulation of cell population proliferation. Lineage: Eukaryota; Metazoa; Chordata; Aves; Passeriformes; Tyrannidae. Gene Ontology annotation, molecular function: type III transforming growth factor beta receptor binding; type II transforming growth factor beta receptor binding; cytokine activity. Gene Ontology annotation, cellular component: extracellular region. The record is from RefSeq and is a predicted model, not a curated record.
CCCCGAAUUCGGCACCGCCGGAGGCGUCGGGAUCGUCACGGGACGGCUCGGGAGGGACCCCCGGGAUAACUGGGACCGACUGGGAUAACUGGGAUUGACUGGGACCCCCUGGGAUCGACUGGGAUCAACUGGGAUCGGGAUAAGGGCCCCUCCAUCCAUCACCCCCCCCCGCGCCAUCCCAUCCCCGCCAUCCCCGGGGGGGGGUGGGGAGAGCUUCUGUCGCGACAACGACGACCGCGAGGGCAUCGACGCCAGCCACGAUGGUGACGGUGGCCGUGACGAUGGCCAUGACCCUCCUGCCGCUGCUCGCGCCCCUCCCGCGCCCCUCCCGCGCCCUCUCCACGUGCCGCACCCUGGAUUUGGAGGCCGCGCGGCGCAAACGCAUCGAGGCCGUGCGGGGCCAGAUCCUGAGCAAGCUGCGCCUGCCGGAGCCCCCCCCGGAGCCCCCUCCCCACGACCCUCCCCGGCUGCCCGACGAGGUCCGGGCGCUCUACAACAGCACCCGCGAGCUGCUGCGGCAGCGCCAGCGGGCAGGACCCCCCCCUGAGACCCCCGAGGAUUACUAUGCCAAGGAGCUGCACCGCUUCCCCAUGGAGACCCCGGGCAGGGGCCCCCUGGAGCGCUGGCGCCCCACCCCCCACAGCGCCUUCUUCGUGUUCAACCUGAGCCGGGUCCGGGCCGAGCUGGGCCGGGCCUGGCUGAGCCGGGCGGAGCUGAGGAUGCUGCGGCAGCGGGCGGGGACAGAGGGGAAUGUGGGGAUGGAGCAGAGACUGGAGCUCUACCAG